AGGUAACAAGCACAAACCAUGGAUGGAAGCGCAGUACCAGGGGAUCAUAAUGGAGAAUGACAACACCGUGCUGCUUAACCCACCACUGUUUGCUUUGGACAAGGAUGCACCACUGAGAUACGCAGGUGAAAUCUGCGGAUUCCGGAUUCAUGGAGCUGGAACUCCCUUUGAAGCUGUCGUUCUUGACCGAACAACAGGGGAAGGUCUGAUCCGUGCCAAGGGCCCCGUUGACUGUGAGGCACAACGAGAGCACACCUUCACUAUCCAGGCUCAUGACUGUGGAGAAGGUCCUGAUGGAGCAAACAGCAAGAAGUCCCACAAAGCAACGGUACAUGUCCGCGUGAAUGACGUCAACGAGUUUGCCCCAGUCUUUGGAGAGCGGGUGUUCCGGGCCUCUGUCACCGAGGGGCGUAUGUACGAGCGUGUGUUGCGUGUGCAGGCAUGGGACCAGGACUGCUCCCCUCAGUACAGUCCAGGUCUGCUUCUAUCAGAUCCUGACCCCCAAUGUGCCCUUCACCAUCGACAAUGACGGUUAUAUAAAGAACACUCAGCCUCUGCAAGCCAAUGGUGACAGGUUGAUCAGAUUCACGGUGACGGCAUAUGACUGUGGCAAGAAACGGGCCGUGGAGGAUGCAGAGGUGGAGAUCCAGGUGAAGCCCAUCUGCAAGCCCAGCUGGAAAGGCUGGAACAAACGCAUUGAGUACGUACCUGGCACCGGCAGCCUGGCAUUAUUUCCCAGCAUUCACCUAGAGACCUGCGAGGAGCCAAUAUGGAACAUUCAGGCUACUGUGGAGAUCCAAACCAGUCACAUCGCCAAGGGCUGCGAUCGGGACAACUACUCCGAGAAAUCAUUACGCAAGCUGUGCGGAGCUGCUGCCGGAGAUGUUGACUUACUCCCUCCCCCCAGCCCAUUAUAUAACUGGACACACAGCCUGCCCAUACAGGAUACACAGGACAGCAGCCCAGUCUACUGGUUCAAUGGAUCCCAGUCAGUGGAAGUUCCUCCUGGGCGGUUACCUGCAGGGGGCGGAGCAGCGGAUCACCUGACUCUUUCUUUUUGGCUGAAACAUGCAGGGGGAAGUGGAGGGAAGGCAGGAAAGGAAGAGGAAGUGUUGCUGUGUAACACGGUACAAAAUGAUGGCAGCUUCUCACAUUAUACUCUGGCGGUUCACGGUUGCCGAAUCUCCUUCCUCUACUGGUCCCUAUUGGACAGCGCCCGUCCCGUCAAGUUCCUCUGGAAACUAGAACAGGUGUGCGAUGUAGAGUGGCAUCAUUAUGCUCUGAGCCUUGAGUUCCCAACCGUCUCCCUCUAUGUGGAUGGUGUCACGUAUGAUCCUGCACUUAUUCAUGAUAAUGGAGCCCUCACCCCUCCCAAACGUCAGGCCAGGCUCAUGAUUGGAGGCUGCUGGACAGGGGGGGAAAAACGUCCAGACUGGAAGGGGGGGAAAGCGUCCGGACUGGAAGGGGGGGGAAAGCGUACUUCUGUUGGCCGGUUCCUGCGUGGUUACAUUUCCGGUCUGUCCCUUCGGUUGGGUCCUGUGGAUUCUCGGGAAGUGAUAGAAUGCCUCUAUUCCUGUAAGGAGGGUCUGCAGUACACCGACUUUGACAGUCUGGGGAAAGGAAUGAAGGUUCACGUGAACCCCGCUCAGUCCCAGCUGUCCUUGGAAGGGGAUGACGCAGCCUCCUUCAGCCGAGCUCUGCAACACGUUGAAUACCUCAACUCUCUACAGUUUCCAACACCGGGCGUUCGACCCCUUAAACUGCAGACCUCUGUCAGGUGUGUCAGUGACGAAGGAUGUCUCUCAGUACCAGAUCUAGACGGCUACCUUGUGGUUCUACAGCCAGAUGCCCCACAGGUCCAACUAACGGGGUCCCCUCGGUCUGCACACCCCAUAUCCGACUUCCAAGGGACACUUGGGGUUCCAAUAUUCCCAGAUUUGAGGAUUACUUGCACUGUAUCUCAUUCAUUAACGCCAAAUAAGCUUGAAAGAGCACCGAGAGCAGGUAAGGGGUCUCUUCUGUCACAAAAAAUGUUUUCAAUUUGUAAAUAUGGGGCACAUGUGAAUAUUUCAUAUUAG
Molecule: messenger RNA, 2078 nt
Organism: Staurois parvus
Lineage: Eukaryota; Metazoa; Chordata; Amphibia; Anura; Ranidae
Source: the annotation of a GenBank genome assembly